AUGGCGACGAACGGCAAUGCUCAGAAAGUCAUCUCCCCUUCCAAGCUAGCUCGCAUCGUCUCACGCACAAACAAUUUCGCGAAGAUGAAGUGGUAUUACGAGACAUUUCUUGGUGGGCAUUCUGUCUGCACCAACGAAGGAAUGGCAUUCAUCACCUACGACGAUGAACAUCAUCGGAUUGCUCUCCUCAGCAAACCGAAUCUUGGGGACAACACAGGCAAUACUAGCGGUCUCGAGCAUAUUGCCUUCACAUUCGACAGUCUCGAAGACUUGUGCACAGCAUACAAACAGCGCAAAGCAUUGGACAUCACACCGGGUUGGUGUGUGAACCACGGCCCAACAACUUCGAUGUACUAUAAAAACCCCGAUGGAAAUCAAAUUGAGACUCAAUUUGACAAUUUCGGAACUGCGGAAGAAGCUACGGCUAUGAUGCAGACUCCGGCUUUUGACGAGAAUCCUCUUGGUGCGGACUUCGAUCCUGAGGAUCUUUGCCGUAGUGUCGAGGCUGGAGAAAGUGUUGCAAGCAUUGCAAAGAGGAAGGACGUUGGACCUAGAGGUCUCGAUGACCUGGGAGCGUUGAGAGAGAAGGUGAAUGCAAGCCAGACUGGCCCAGCAGUUGAUACUGAAGCUUGAAAUAUUGUCUACUGACAGUCUUUACCC
This is a messenger RNA of Pseudocercospora fijiensis CIRAD86, 660 nucleotides long. RefSeq lists its product as uncharacterized. The transcript is spliced from 4 exons. The record is from RefSeq and is a predicted model, not a curated record. The coding region runs from base 1 to 633 and encodes 210 amino acids. Lineage: Eukaryota; Fungi; Ascomycota; Dothideomycetes; Mycosphaerellales; Mycosphaerellaceae.